Molecule: messenger RNA, 1198 nt
Organism: Nannochloropsis gaditana CCMP526
Product: short-chain dehydrogenase reductase family protein
Exons: 1
Coding region: 87-1034 (315 amino acids)
Cellular component (GO): membrane
Source: RefSeq, a predicted model, not a curated record
ACAGGCUCUCAAUGACGUAAAAGUGGACCACCGCUUUUGUGGCGGUGAUUCGUCCCCCGGGUGGAGACCUCAAAAAAGGGGAGGUAAUGGUGUUUCCUGUCUUGCUCUUUGUGCUUCUCUUUCCACUAUUUCAUGGAUUCACACCGCGCAUUACCGCCGUAGUCACGGGUGGCAAUCGCGGUCUGGGUCUGGCCAUUUCCGAUCUGUUGGCUGAAGUGGGGUACCAUGUCAUUUUAACGGCGCGGAAUGCAGAGGAGGGCCAAGCUCGUGUGGCAGACAUACAACGCCGACAUGGUCAAAAUCGUUGUGAGUUCAUGGCUUUAGACGUCAGUGAGCCUAAAAGCAUCAAGGCUUUUGUCGAUCAAAUGAAGCGGAACGAGGAGAUGCGGGGAGGGGUGCCUCACGUUUUGAUUAACAAUGCCGGCAUAUGUGUGAGAGAUGAAGACGCAGCUGCCGCCGUAGAGGGCAGUGGAGGAAGAGAGGGAGUCUAUCGCUCCGUUUUCGACAUAAAUACAUGGGCCCCGGUGGCGUUGAUUGAGGCCUGCUUGCCCGGAAUGUGUAAACACGGGUUUGGUUGCAUUGUAAAUAUAUCAAGUGGCGACGGAGAGCUCGCAUACCUGCACAGUGAGGUUGCCAAGAGGUUAAAGAGAGUGCGAAGCCUAGCUGAAUUGAAACAAUUCUCGGACUGGGUCGCGCAGAUGCAACAGGAAGGUCCGUGGCCACGCGGUGAGGGUUUGGCGCCCGUUUCUUGGCCGGCUUACAGCUUUUCGAAAGCAGUUUUGAAUGCAGCGACUCAGCUGCUGCAAAGCAGGGUUGAUGCACUAAUUUCUAAAGACAUGAAGGUGCGGGCGCAUCAACCCCGAAUAGUUGCCAUCUGUCCGGGAGACGUCAACACCGCCAUGUGUGAUGAGCAUGCCGCACAUAACGCGCUUUCUCCCGAGCAAGCAGCAUUAGAUGUCGUAUGGGCGGUGCUUCAUUCUAAGGAAUGUCAUGGAGGAUAUUUCUAUCGAGCAAGAAGGGCCAUCCCGUGGUAAAAAAAAACUGGCCAAGCGCAGGAUGUAUUUAAUUAUGUCGCAAGAGCGCUACUGACACGAACUUUCCAUGCAACGUCGAGGAGGGCGUCAAUUCGUCAAGGAAAACAAAAAAUUGGCAUAAUGAUUGUUUAUAAAAAAGUUCAUGACCGCGUCUUAGAACGAAA